UAUUUCAGAUCUGGCGCCGGUUCAUUGGGUUUCAAUAGCAUUACACAUGUGAGAUUGUGAAUGCAGUGAUGAAUAGCGAUAAUGACACAAAGUACACAAACACAUGACAACAUCACAGUAUCUCUCUCUGUUCCUCUCAGGCCAAAAGUGUUUGGCUUCCACUCAUUCAUUUAGAAACCACACGUUUGUUUGUGCUUGACUGUGUGAUGAUGAUUGGCACCUCUCUAAUCCAAUGGGUGGUCAGGAUUCAGAGGGGGUGGAGAUCAUGUUGGGCGUGUGUUCCUCCGGGCUCCUCAUCUACCGCGACAGACUUCGCAUCAACCGCUUCGCCUGGCCCAAAGUCCUCAAGAUCUCCUACAAACGCAAUAACUUCUACAUCAAGAUCCGUCCAGGCGAGUAUGAGCAGUUUGAAAGCACGAUAGGCUUUAAACUACCCAACCACAGAGCGGCCAAGAGACUGUGGAAGGUUUGUGUGGAGCAUCACACGUUCUUCAGGUUGGUUUCUCCAGAGAUUACGCCUAAGAAGUUCCUCACACUGGGUUCUAAGUUCCGCUACAGCGGCAGAACUCAGGCUCAGACCCGACGGGCCAGUUCCCAGAUCGUCCGUCCGGCGCCGUACUUCGAGCGUUCGACCAGCAAGCGCUACACGAUGUCACGGAGUCUGGAUGGAGCUCAGCGGACGCCAGUCAACACGGCGACAGUCAAUGUAAAUGGCACUAGACCAGCAGAAAUGGGUACGGCGUUGUAUGGCACAGCCAAAGGCAUUGCCAUAAGUGACCUCAUCACCACGGUAACGCCGGAGAAGAAAGUGGAGGAGAUGCGUGAGGAGGAGCGUGAGGAGACGCGACCGGUGCUGGUGGAGAGUGUGGUGGUGCUGGAGGAAGAGGACGAGAUAACGAAAGCCACGGAACUGUCGCUGCCGAGCCCACUGACACCGGCCCGACAGGACACACGGACUGAUUUCACAGACACUGCUGUCGAUGGAGAAUUAACGGCCACCGAGUCGGAUCAGGAGGACGACUCUGAAGCAAAGACGCUGGAGAUCGAGCAAACGCCUGACGAGCUGCUGAAGCAUCAGACCGACAUCAGCGAGCUGAAGCGCACGUUCCUGGAGGGAGGACCGGAGCGCACGGGGCUGACCGAGUGGGAGAAGCGUCUGUCCUCGUCUCCGCUGCGGUCUCCACGUCUGGACGAAGCGCCCAUGAUCGAGCCGCUGGAGCCGGACGAGUUGCUUCAGGUCAAACAGGAAGCAGCGGUGGAGUCACAGGAAGUGACCGCAGCAGCAGCAGCAGCUGUGGAGCCGCAGGACGGUCUGACGGUUGAUGUGGAGUCUGACGGGUGGGUCAUUAUAAACAAGGUUCCUCCGUUUGAACCAGAUAAACGUCCUCCAGUCGGAGCUGAAACGCUUUCUCGUAAGAUACCAGAGAAGGUUUCCACCGUAGUAGAAGAACAACAUCCUCCAGCGGAACCCGAAAAACCAUCUUCCGUCACAUCUGAAGAGGUUCCUCCAACAAAAACAGCUUCGGAGACAUCACAGAAGGUUUCUAGCAUAGUACAGGAGACGUUUCCUCCAGAAAGACCCUCAUCCGUCGGAUCCGAAGAGGUUUCGCCAACGAAGACUCCUCCGAAGGUGCCAGAAAACAUUCCUCCAGUGGAACCAGAAAAACCAUCUUCUAUCACAUCCGAAGAGGUUUCUCCAAAGAAGACUCCUCCGAAGGUGCCAGAAAAGGUUUCUACGGUAGUCAGAGGGAAGGUUGAACCCAUAAAGGUUCCUUCUGUUGGUUCUUCAGAAGACGCUCCUCCUAAAGUACCCCCAAAAGUCCCUCCGAAGGUUCCAGAGAAGAAACACAUCGCCAGCUACAGGUUCACAUCCGCCGAGCCUCCUGAAGACAAGCCCAGAUCUCAAGAAGGCUUCUCCGUUGUGUCCGAGCAGAUCAGUAAGAUGCGUCUCCGCUCUCCUGUGGACCUCAGCGGAACGUCUCCGACGGCUCGAGUGCCUAAGCCCAGUUUCGAUGAGAUGUCUCCUGAGCUCACGGCGCUCUUGCAGUCCACUCGCAGCUGGGCUCCGUCUGCGUCUGCGUCUCCGGCUCUGAUCGCGCAGCCGCAGGCUUUACACAAGUCUUCAGAGAGUCCAGAGAGGCAUCCGGCUGAAGAAGCGGAUCAGCAGCCGCCGGCAGAGGAACCGCUGGACCAGCCUCAGUCAGGUGUGGUGAGUCUCUCCAGGACUCUGUCAGGAGACACGGACACACAGAUCCACACGGAGAUGAAGACCAUCACAUACGAGUCCCUGCAGGGCGAGACGGACGGAGACACUGAUCCUGGCGUUCUGCUGAGCGCUCAGACCAUCACAUCAGAAACCACCAGCACCACCACCACCACACACAUCACCAAGACGGUGAAGGGCGGCAUCUCAGAAACACGGAUUGAGAAGAGAAUCGUGAUCUCAGGAGAUGCAGACAUCGAUCAUGACGAGGCUCUGGCUCAGGCCAUUAAAGAGGCUAAAGAACAACAUCCCGACAUGUCAGUGACCAAAGUGGUGGUGCAUAAAGAGACGGAGAUCACGCCGGAGGAGUGAUACAGGAUUAACAUCAUCUUCACGCGUUCUGGAGGAACUCAUGUGUUCACGCUGUGGAAAAUGAAGUUUGCUUCAGAGAAAUCAACCACGGGAACAGCAGCAUAAACGAAAGAAUCGCAGCAAACUUCAUCAGAACACGUCUGGAGUAACACGCACACACAUGCACACACUCACACGCUUACAGGCGCUGUCUGCCGCACUGGAUCACUGUUACCGCAUGACAAGGGAACAAUUCUGCUUUUUUGUGAGGAGACUACAGUAUAUAGACAUUUUAGUAAAUACUAUAUGAGUGCAGUGUAUAGUCAUAAAGGGACUGAAGAAUGUGUGAGAAGAAAUAUAGCAGUUACAGAUAUCUACAUUUAUUUAUCCUACUGAAUAAAAAAUAAAAUCUGAAUUAAAAAAUCCUUGCAAAGAUGUGCCAUCCACACGUGUCACCCUCAUCUCUGAUCUGAUUACACGUUCAUUAUGAGAAUAUGAAUAUGCCACACAUGUAUGUUAGAGACGUGUUAUGUUGUUUUUACUUGUUAUACACCUGUUUUUGUUUCUUUUUGAAAGCUGUCGCUUGUGAACGUUGAGUUUAGAGGAAUGAAUCUCUCCGAGAGCUGUUGUAGUGAUGACCUGAAAUAUCAAUCCCAGAGUUCUCCCUGCCCUGAGUGCCACAUCCGAGCCUUAAACUACAGACGAAGCCCAUGUGUGUUUAUGUCCUUGUUUGUUUUC
Messenger RNA from Sinocyclocheilus grahami, 3292 nucleotides. Its product is annotated as band 4.1-like protein 3. The record is from RefSeq and is a predicted model, not a curated record. Bases 233 to 2575 code for a protein of 780 amino acids. NCBI's taxonomy places the organism in Eukaryota, Metazoa, Chordata, Actinopteri, Cypriniformes, Cyprinidae. The transcript is spliced from 17 exons. Gene Ontology annotation, molecular function: actin binding; structural molecule activity. Gene Ontology annotation, biological process: actomyosin structure organization; cortical actin cytoskeleton organization. Gene Ontology annotation, cellular component: cytoskeleton; plasma membrane.